AGUCAUACCAAGCAUAGCCUGCAUGUCAGUGCAGUUAACUUGCAGCGGGCUGUGAGGAGAAUUAGCAUGUCUUUGUCCUAGGAAGUCUUGUUGCUGUUUCAGUUUCCCUCCCUCAAUUUGGAGUGAGGUCUAUAAGCAAUUUUAAUUGCAACUGCGGACACAGUAUACUUUAAACUCUCCGUCUCUUGUCCUGAGGCCCUUAAAAAGGGCUUCCUCCCUCCUCCCCCCCCCCCCUUUUCCCCAAUUCGUUUUUAAUAUACUUUGUUUUGAUUAGUUGGAGGCUGGGCCUUGAGCUUGUGGAACUCGGAAAAGAGCCAGGAGCUACUCAACAGCAUUUGCCUGUGUUCUUGUCGCUGUUUUGGGGGUGAAAGCAAGCAAGCUGGUCUUCUUUGCUAACCCACUAAAUGCUAUUUAUGAAGAUGGACCUGUUGAACUAUCAGUACUUGGACAAGAUGAACAACAAUAUUGGCAUUCUCCGACAGUAUGAAGGUGAAGCUGCUCUAAGAGGAGAACCCAGAAUGCAGUCCCUCCCAUUAUCUGCUGCUGUAACCAACCAUAGGACAGGGCCACCCCCUAUCAGUCCUUGCAAGAGGAAGUUCAACAUGGACCAAGGAGAAGAUGACCUAGACUGUGAAAAUGAGCAUGUCUCUAAAAUGAGUCGAAUGUUCAGUCCCCAUCUAAUGAAGACUGCCAAUGGGGAUUACCGAAAAGAGCACAGAGAAAGAAGUCGGAGUCCAAUAGAACGGGCUGCUGCACCAACAAUGAGCCUCCAUGCUAAUCAUAUAUAUGCCUCAAUCCCAAGUUUAACCAUGGAUCAACCUCUAGCACUGACCAAAAACAGCAUGGAUGCUACCAGGUCUGUGAGCAUCACUCCUGCAAUGACGUCGGUGGAACGGCAGCAGAACCGUCCCUCUGUAAUCACAUGUGCCUCUGCAAGCAACCGUAACUGUAAUCUCUCACACUGUCCAAUUGCACACAGUGGAUGUGGCGCCGCCAUACCAGCCAGUUAUCGGAGACCAUCUAGCACUACCACUGCCUGUGACCCAGUGGUGGAAGAACACUUCCGAAGAAGCCUUGGCAAGAACUACAAGGAACCUGAGCCAGUGACAAACUCUGUAUCCAUCACAGGAUCAGUUGAUGACCACUUUGCCAAAGCACUCGGAGAGACAUGGCUUCAGAUUAAAGCUGCAAAGGACGGCGUGUCCAGCAGUCCCGAAUCUGCCUCUCGGAGGGGCCAGUCAUCUUCUCCCCCUUCCUCUCACAUGGUCAACCAUAACCAUUCACCUUCCGUCGUCUCAUGAAGAGGAGGACCACAGUUUCUUCACCCAAACGUGAAUUUGCAUGGUUUGACUGAGCUUGCGAAAGUGCUCAACAACAACAUAGUGUUUGGGAGGGAGGCUAUGAGAGGAGAUUAGUCUGAACACACGUUUUGUGUGUAUUUGCUUGUUUUUUGUUGUUUUUGUUUUAAUAUGUGUGUCCUUAAAAGAUAGCAGGAACUAUUCGAUUAAAAAUUAAAUCCUAAGAUGUAGCACUCUUUUUUUUUCCUGCCUCAGUUACCAAAGAAACCUCUGAUGCAAAUCUGCUGCCCCCUUUUCUUAAAAAACAAAACAAAACACAGAAACAAAUUAAUGAGCAAAAAAAGAAAAAAAGAAAAAAAAAGAAAGAAAAAAAAGAAAAAAAAAGCCAUUCUGUACAGUUGGUUGACCCAAAUGCUGUGUGCUUGGAUUAGCUUCUUGAGAGUAGAAUCGUGUCUGAAUUUUGCUUCCGUUGCUUUUUUUCCCCCUUGUGAAGUACUUUUGUAUGUAUAUACUUGAAAAGAACUGUCAUGUAUGAUUUGCACUAUUGGAGGAGGUCUAGAGUUGCAUAGCAACUUCAUGCACGAUGCUUAUAUUCUGAGGGCAAACUGCUUGGGAAAAAAGUCUAAAGAUACUGUCUGUCUCUCUCUCUAAAGUAAGAAAGCAAUAUUUGCUUAGGAAGGGGAAGUCUCAUACAGGUUAUCGGUCUUUCUCUCUUUAGAUUUCAGGUGCUGAGUGCUUGCAACUGGACUGCAGAAUUGACUGAUAAUGGGCAUUUAAAUUUCCUAACACUGCAGUUUGUUAGACUAGAGCUGAGUCAGAGGGUUCAAUAGUGCUUAAAGAUGCAUGUUUUAUGAAAAAAUAGCUGGUAUCUAUUAAUGUAUAGACAGUAAAAUAUAUAAUACUUACUAGCCUUUGUUCAGAAUUAGGUUUUUUUUUUCAGUAACAGUCCUAGAUAGACUUACUGCUGGUACAGUUGUAAGCUGAUACUUGUAUUUGAUACUCACUUUAGUAGCAGCCAGCAACCAUGGACCGAUGUUGCCUCAGGUCAGGCCUCAAAUGAAGCAGUUUAUAUCCAGUGUUGUGAGCUAAGGAUGCUGUAGUUGCAGUCAUUACAGAAUAAAUAAUUUACAUUCACAGCAUCAACUGCUUAAUACAAAUUUACUUACUGAAAAAUUAAAAAUAUUAUGUAAGCUAACUAGUUGUAAGAACUGCUAUCAUGGUAAAUAUUUUGCUUAAACAAUAGAUUGUGAAAUGCAAUCUUUAAUUUUGAGGCUGCUUAUAAAUCUAGGCCAAGGCACCAUACAUUCCUCCAUUUAAAAAUGUUUAUAAGAUGUUAGUUGCAUUUAUUUCAUUUGCUGUAUUAAUAGCCCACUAACUAGGUAAUAGAGGCAGGCAUAAAGAACAGACUCGUGUAAUGAGCUUCUCAGCUUUUUGUUAAAUGCAGCAACUCACCCCCCAUAUAUAUCUAUAUCUAUAUCUAUAUAUCCCACACAUUCCACAUCCAUCAGUACAGUUACAACAAGGCCUUUUGAGACGGGGUUGAUUGAAAAGAGUGGCUCUAUUAAGGAAGGUUAUGAAUAGGUGAAAGACAGAAGAAAUACACGUGAUGUAUUCCGGACUGUUUCAGUAUUGGGGCCAUACCAGCUUUGGCAUUUUUUAAAUGUUAAAGCUAUUGAAUAUGAAAAAGGUACAGGGUAGAAAAGACCAGCAAAUUAUCUGUUUUUUUCCCAUACUGAGUGGGCUGCCUUUUUUUAAAGCAGGAAAAGGACAACAGAAGCUCCUCCCUCAUCACAACUUUCACAUAUUUCAGUAUCAGCGUUCUGGGUAGUCAGUCAGUGAUCAGUCUCCUUGGCAUUUGGUGCCCUACUCCCUGUAAGAAAUUUGCAGAGAAACACACUUUUUUAUAUAGGUAACUUUAAGACCAUCAUUACGCUGUGCGUAAAGAAUGUACAGAGAAAUUUGUAGGUAUUUUUUGAGGAACAAUUAAUUUGUUAAUGAUAUGUAGCUAUUUAAUUUUUCCCUUUCCUUUAUUGUAAUCAUUCUCUCUCUCUCUUUGUCUCUCUCUCUCUCUUUCUCUCUCAGUCUGUUUGGAGAAAAAAAGUUGAUCUUUUUUUGUUUGUAGAUGUCUGUAAUACAGUAAAAGUGCAGGAACACAGUUAUUCUAUAAGAACACUGCAUUAGCAAUUAAUAGCCACUAGUGUGUUGUUGCUACAGGCUACUGAGCGGUCUAACAGGAAAGUACUAAUGACUGUAGAUAGACUCUGUGGGAUAUGUAACUCCUUUGACCAUGAUUUGAAGCACAAUAAUACAACAUUAUACUUACUUAUCUGUGAUAGGUAAAUAGAUUUGUGGUGGGACAGAGAUUAGCACCCCAGUCCUACCCACAAAAGCAAUACCCAUUUGGAAACAACUCUGCAUUGAUUUUGGUGGAACGUGCAUCACAGUAGGCACAGUGUGUCGUGUCCUGUGUGUAAUCAUUUGAGAGAAAAAUACCCCAUGGGAAAUCCAGUUACCUUGUGCAAAUGAAAGGGGUUAGGGUGGGAAGAGGAGGUGGGACAUUAACUGUACUGUUACAUAAAAUUUUUCACAGAGCCAUGCUAUCUACAGUUCAGCUUGAAUGCUCUCCAUGUUUGUAAAUCUGUAAUAUAUCAUUCUUUUGUGGCCUUGUUGCACCUGGCAAUUUUUAAAAAAGGUUUGGCAGGCCAUCUUUUUUUGUACUUAAAAGUAGCCUUAAUGAACAAUAAAGUGCUCUUAAAUCUUA
Varanus komodoensis (Komodo dragon) is the source of this 4059-nucleotide messenger RNA. RefSeq names its product vestigial like family member 4 (gene VGLL4). Gene Ontology annotation, biological process: negative regulation of DNA-templated transcription. The transcript is spliced from 5 exons. Gene Ontology annotation, molecular function: transcription coactivator binding. The record is from RefSeq and is a predicted model, not a curated record. The coding region runs from base 405 to 1301 and encodes 298 amino acids. Lineage: Eukaryota; Metazoa; Chordata; Lepidosauria; Squamata; Varanidae.